This is a messenger RNA of Helianthus annuus (common sunflower), 1236 nucleotides long. RefSeq lists its product as uncharacterized. Bases 360 to 1049 code for a protein of 229 amino acids. The record is from RefSeq and is a predicted model, not a curated record. NCBI's taxonomy places the organism in Eukaryota, Viridiplantae, Streptophyta, Magnoliopsida, Asterales, Asteraceae. Gene Ontology annotation, molecular function: zinc ion binding. The transcript is spliced from 2 exons.
GUCACACCUCUUUCUAAUGGUUUUACAUUUUGUCAAGUAGAUUGACCACCUUGCUUCCAUGGACACUCUAAGAUGUCGGUGAUAGCUCGUAAAACUUAGAGGUCCCAUUAGACAAAGUUACAGUGUUACGGGUGUUAUUGCAACUUUAUGUGCAAUACCUCGAUCUUUCUUCAAACUCUGUCCCUGUGCCUUUUAUACCAUUAUGUUUUUUCAAUUUUCACUCAGUGUGUUGUGUGUAUGCUUUUUAGAUCUCUCUCUAUGCCCCCAACCAAUGUUAUGAAACAAUAAUAUGACAUGACAGAAAGGCAAAACCCUUUUUUUGUUACCCUCAUUGGCUAAAUAUGAAAUAAUAAGUAUUCAUGCUCUCAUCUUCACUCUUUGGUUACAUAUUAAAUAGCUCAACUUCUCCUAUCUUUCUAGUUAACAUGAUAUCUUUAAAUGAAUCCCAAUUCGACAUAGAAGCCGGCCAUGGUUGUGGCGUUGGCGGAAAUGAUACACCGCGGCAGUCAGGAUCAUCGGAUGACAGUAAAGAGGGCAGCAUUACUACCACAGAGAAUGUAGGGUUGGAAUCUUCGGUUUCAGAGUUCUCGGUGGUGGAUCUGGAAAGCAACCAUGGUGGCGGUAGGGAGGUGCAUUUGUUAAAAGUUGAAAAGGAUUGUAGGAUUUGUCAUUUGAGUUUGGAUGUAAACAGUGAAGAAUCUGGAAAUUAUGGGAUUCCAAUUGAGCUGGGUUGUUCUUGUAAAGAUGAUCUGGCUGCUGCUCAUAAACAUUGUGCUGAAGCUUGGUUCAAGAUCAAGGGCAACAGAACAUGUGAGAUAUGUGGAUCUAUUGCACGAAACAUUGCUGGUGCGGAUGAGGUUGAGCUGAUAGACCAAUGGAAUGGACCAACUGGUUCCACGGGAACACAAGCCACAGUACCUAGUGAGACAAUGGCCACAUCGGAGGCUCACAACUUGUGGCAAGGCCAUCGGUUUCUCAACAUCUUGUUGGCUUCUAUGGUUUUCGCUUUUGUCAUCUCGUGGCUUUUUCACUUUAAUGUACCAUCUUGAUAAUCACCCAAAAUUGCUAGAGGUUAAUGAGAUACUUGUUUGGAGUAGGAAGGAAAACUUUUCUUGUUUAUAGUCUCGCUAGUAGGGUUCACUAGAUCUUGUAUUAUUGUAGUGUUUUCUUUCACGUCUUAUUGGUUAAAAAAACAAAAAAAAAGUUUAAAAAUGAACUCAAUAUUUUACUUUUGAA